CACUCGCAAUAGUGAAUAAUGUCAACUCGACCAGCUUGGCGGAUAUUCAAUAUUCUCCCACGGUGGAGCUCUGAUCUUGCCCGGGUAAGCGUCGCUUAGCAUGCCGAAGCGACGACAUGUCCAUGACUCAUUGCAUCCUGUACGCAAACUGUUGACUCGCAACAUCACUGCCCUCCGAACACCUGACACGAUGGCCGCCGAGAAUCUCAGAUCCCUAUUAAAGGAUCCCGAGCUCUUACAGAGCAAAGCAUACGUCAAUGGUCAAUGGGUAGAUGCAGAUGACGGGGAGACCUUCACAGUCACGAAUCCAGCGACUGGAAAGACGCUUGUCGACGUCCCUAACAUGCCACAGAGUCAAGUCAGAAAGGCUAUUGAACAUGCCAAAUCAACAAUAAAGAGUUGGUCAGCUGAAACGGCUUACAAGAGACAGACCCUCCUGCUCGCGUGGUAUAGCGCCAUCAUGGCUAACGUCGACGACCUUGCCUUGAUUCUGACAAAAGAGAACGGGAAGCCCUUGGCGGAGGCUAAGACUGAGAUCACUUAUGGAGCUUCGUAUAUUUCGUGGUUCGCAGCCGAGGCCGUCAGAGCAUAUGGCCACACUGUGCCGGCAGUGUUCCCAGGGACGCGAAACACAGUCAUCAAGCAACCUAUUGGGGUAUGUGGAAUGAUCACACCGUGGAACUUUCCAAAUGCCAUGAUCACACGAAAAGCCGCUCCUGCUCUCGCUGCGGGCUGCACGAUCGUAAUUAAGGCGCCUGCUGAGACGCCCUUGAGCGCACUGGCGAUUUGUGCUCUAGCUGAAAGGGUCGGGAUCCCGGCCGGUGUGGUGAAUGUGGUCACUGUGGCGAAGGGAGAGAGAGAGCAAGCAUGUGGUCUGGAAUUGACAACAAACCCAUUGGUAUCCAAAAUCUCUUUCACGGGCUCCACACCCGUCGGAAGGCUCUUGAUGAAGCAAUGUAGCUCAACGCUAAAGAAGAUGUCGAUGGAAUUGGGAGGCAAUGCAGCAUUCAUUGUAUUUGAUGACGCCGAUCUAGAUCUCGCCAUCGAAGGUGUUAUUACCAGCAAAUUCCGAGGAGCAGGCCAAACCUGUGUCUGUGCGAACCGAAUUUUUGUCCAUGCCAAGGUGUACAACGAAUUUGCAUCCCGCCUGACCGACCGAGUCAAAGCUUUCAAGGUCGGAGAUCCGUCUGAGGAAGGUGUCACUAUCGGUCCACUCAUCACCGAAGCUGGAGUUGCCAAAGUGGAGCGACAUGUAAACGACGCAGUCGAGAAGGGCGCCCGAAUCCUAGUGGGCGGCUCGAGGCCAGACGCUCCCGAAGGCAGCUUCUUUUAUUCUCCUACCGUCCUUGCAGACGUACCUCGAGAAUGUGCGGUGGCAUCUGAAGAGACAUUUGGACCUCUGGCUGCUCUUUUCAAGUUUGAGCAGGAGGAAGAUGUCGUCACUCGAGCGAAUGAUACCGAGGUUGGUCUUGCUGGAUACUUCUUCACCAAAGACAUAUCGAGAGUCUGGAGAGUCGCAGAGAGGCUCGAAGUGGGGAUGGUGGCUGUCAAUACGGGCAUGAUUUCUCAAGCUUGCAUACCAUUUGGAGGCGUCAAGCAGAGUGGUUUUGGAAGGGAAGGAGGAAGAGGCGGACUGGAUGAGUACAUGGUUGAAAAGCUUGUCACUAUUGGCGGCAUUGCAUGAGGCACGGCAAGUAGAAUGCAUGUCAUUUCUUCAUCCUCACCUCGUCGUUGUCCUCUCCAGACUACAC
This is a messenger RNA of Kockovaella imperatae, 1751 nucleotides long. RefSeq names its product Aldehyde/histidinol dehydrogenase. The record is from RefSeq and is a predicted model, not a curated record. The transcript has 9 exons. Gene Ontology annotation, biological process: GABA catabolic process. Lineage: Eukaryota; Fungi; Basidiomycota; Tremellomycetes; Tremellales; Cuniculitremaceae. Gene Ontology annotation, molecular function: succinate-semialdehyde dehydrogenase (NAD+) activity. Bases 101 to 1684 code for a protein of 527 amino acids.